Pochonia chlamydosporia 170 is the source of this 231-nucleotide messenger RNA. RefSeq lists its product as hypothetical. The record is from RefSeq and is a predicted model, not a curated record. Lineage: Eukaryota; Fungi; Ascomycota; Sordariomycetes; Hypocreales; Clavicipitaceae. The coding region runs from base 1 to 231 and encodes 76 amino acids. The transcript has a single exon.
AUGGGCUCUUCACAGUACGGUCUAACCAGGAUUCACAACGGCGUUUGGGCUUUGAUUUAUAGGCAAUAUCAUUUGGCGGGCUUUUCGUGCGCUGCUUUCGAUGUAUUUGGUAUGGGAAGAUGUGAGCGAGAGCAGGCUGAGUACAUUGACAGGUCCUUCUAUAUGAACACAGGUCGUAAAAACGCAAUGGUCGAAUACAUGGAUUGGGAGAAAAGGGUUUUGGACUAUUAG